Homalodisca vitripennis (glassy-winged sharpshooter) is the source of this 2273-nucleotide messenger RNA. RefSeq lists its product as uncharacterized. Gene Ontology annotation, biological process: proteolysis. The transcript is spliced from 10 exons. NCBI's taxonomy places the organism in Eukaryota, Metazoa, Arthropoda, Insecta, Hemiptera, Cicadellidae. The record is from RefSeq and is a predicted model, not a curated record. Bases 16 to 1851 code for a protein of 611 amino acids. Gene Ontology annotation, molecular function: serine-type endopeptidase activity.
UUAUAAUCACGAAAUAUGCUUUUGUUUUCAGUUGUAUACGUCUGCUUGUUCACAGUACUUUGGGUUAUCGUUACCCCAGACUUUGGUGCUUAUAGAUCGCCUGGAUAUAUUUCCACUGAUAUUCCUUACAGUGCAGUCGGUUUCUAUAAUCAAUGGAAUAUAGCUAAUUCAAUUGAUAAAGGCAAACCGGUUGAGACAUUUAAAGAGACAAUUUUCAGGAAACUACUGUCGUAUACCAGGGAUUGUGGCCUCUUGGAGGAUGAUGUUGGCGAAGGGUUGGUUAAGUACGCUCACGCAAUAUGCACCAACUCCUGCUUACCAGAAUACCGACUUCAUUUUGGACUCUCCGCCGCUUAUCUGCCAUGUCAAGACAUAUAUGGCAUCAACUUCGGCGUCUGUUGCCUCGCCCACAAGACGACAUCCUUCUCCGCCAAUUUCAAGGAUGAAGAAAGAUUCUGGGACUACGAACCGUCUGAUUUUCACUUCUACGAUGGAGUGAUUAUGUCACAUCUUAACUGGAACAGAAUGCUUGAAGAUAGACCUGUACAGUCUGCUUUAGAUACCCAGAAGUUGAAAAACAGACAAUUUCAAAUGGAAUUAUCUCAGGAGCUUGUAUGCGGUCUCUCAGUAAAAAGGCAUAUAUACUCAAAUAAACCUUUCUACGUAAACUAUACGCGACCUUUCGAAAAACUGUUAUUGGUGUUCUUCUGCAUGGAUCCACGGCUAUGCACGAUUUCCACGUCCGGGGACUUCAGACCUAACCCCGCCUGGGACAGUUUCUGCCAGAGCAGGCUGCACAAGGGGUCAAGUGCAGGGCAGAGAGCCAAGACCCGGUGUUGCCACCCUGCCAAUGCUCAGGCAGGGUACUUCAGUCAACAGUUGUUCGACUGGCGGUUCCCACAACUGCCGUGGUUCCUGCGGUACGCUCCUGGAGUACGCAGCAACUUCAUGUGUGAAGUAUACAACCGAUAUGUCUGCAAAGGCACCGAAAACACUUGUUUCUUGAAUCACGGUAUCAACAGAGCUUCAGGCCGCCCAGUCCACAUCAAGGCGGCUACUAUACGUGAAUUUCCUCAUAUUGCCAGACUUGGUGUAAUGGCCCGAAAUGUGUUGCUGUUUCACUGCCUGGGCAGUCUCAUUAGUCGGAGGUUCAUCCUGUCGGCAUGGACCUGCAGGGACGCUCACGGCAUUACAACUAACAUUGUUUUGCUGGGAGAUGACGACACCGAGGCGGCUAAUUCCAACACGGAACAGAUCUACAUGAUUGGUGAAAUUCGCAAUCCUGCCUUGGAGAACUUCGACCCUCCUGGUGACCCUCCCUUCUUGUACGAGCCCACACUCUACAAGACGACCAGAGAUGUCGUAUUCAAUGAGUUCGUCAGACCAGCCUGCAUCUAUUACGACCCCAUCAACCGACCGACGGAAGGAACCGUAGCCUACUUUGGAAAGACAAAAGGAGAUGCUCCAGAGGGGAGGUAUCUGAGGAAGUCUGUACUACCUAUACAUGGAGACCUACAUGACCCGGAAUCAUAUUACAAGCAAUGUAGGGCCAAGCAAUUCUACAAUGCUCGUCACUUGAACAAAGAAUACUUCCACCAUGGAGCUUCAUUGAUACAUCAGUUUUGUGCGGGGGACCCGGCUGAUCAGACAACUGGACCAUGCAAGUACGAUCGUGGAGCACCCAUUCAGAGGCUGAUGAACACACCUUACUGCUCGUGGAACAUCUUGGGAGUGCUGUCUUCUACCCGCUGGAACUGUCUCCAAUUACACCCCCUUCGUGUUUCACAACAUCUCCUACUUCGUGCGGCUCAUAGAGGACAUCGUGUGGCCGAUUCCUUUCAUGAACCCUGAAAUCGCUCCAUUAAACUGUGGGUUCUCGCGGCCCUCGUACUGGACUCCAACAUGGAACUAGUGAACAUCUGCGUCUUCAUAGAGUAUUACGUGGUUCAAUUCAAAUAGCAAUAGCCCUUGUAUUAUACAUAUUUGAGUUCCAUUUAAAUACAAUUAAUUUAACAUUCACUGUGGUAGAAGCAACCCUUACUUGAUCUAUUUUCAAUCUGAACAUGUCAUUGCAGUUAAUGUGUUAAGAAAGCAAAUGAUAUGUUAUAAAGAUGCUAUAUUGUGUAACCAGUACUUACAGAACAUUAUACUGUAUAUUUCUAUAUAUUACAUACAUUAUAAUGCAUGUUUUAUCUUAACAAUGAACAAGAGGUUUCUUAAUAUAAAUGAAUAAAACUGCAGUUUAGUUAGAAAUAUAUUAUGGAUAUUUUUCA